Aspergillus sclerotioniger CBS 115572 is the source of this 3544-nucleotide messenger RNA. RefSeq names its product phosphatase family protein. The transcript has 2 exons. The record is from RefSeq and is a predicted model, not a curated record. Gene Ontology annotation, molecular function: phosphatidylinositol-4,5-bisphosphate 5-phosphatase activity. Lineage: Eukaryota; Fungi; Ascomycota; Eurotiomycetes; Eurotiales; Aspergillaceae. Gene Ontology annotation, biological process: phosphatidylinositol dephosphorylation. Bases 312 to 3470 code for a protein of 1052 amino acids.
UCGCGGUGUCCAGAGCCUCCAAUUCGGGCGUCAUAGCCGGUGUCCCGGACACCUGUGCAUCAUCCCCACCCCUCCGUUGCAUCCGAUCGGCUUCUGGAGCACAGCACCCUCCCUAUUUGCGACAUCAUACCCUCAUGGUCGCAAUCGCCACACCUUACUUCCCGACCGGUCUUAUACCUACCUUCCGCGCCGCGUGACUACUCCAGGUGAACUCUUAGCCGCCGGUCAUCCACCCCACCGAUCGAUAUAUAUAACCCCGAGAGAAAUUGUUGGAAUCGCGCGACUGAAGAUAAGCGUGCAUCUCCCCCAAUAUGGCCUCCGGCACAGCGCAGCUCGCAUCGGCGUUUUACCCAGGCGAUUCCUCCAGCAAUAACGAGAGCUCUCCGGACGUCUCCGUCGAUCCUUCUUCGCUUCCGCAGGCCGUCAAAGCAAGAAAGGAUGAGUAUACCCACCAGCAGUCAAUUUACAUCAAAGUCGGUACUUGGAACGUGGCUGCCACUCCAGGCACCGAGGAGGACAUUGGGAAGUGGUUUAUACAACGGAAAGGUGUAUGCGAGCAAAUAUCCGGACUGCGGGUCUCCGACACCCAGGAGGAAACUAUUUAUAAAGAGCACGAGCCCGGGAAUGAUGAAACUCUGUCUGAUAUUGCGCCGGACAAGAUUGGCCUCUACGUCCUCGGUCUACAGGAGAUCGUAGAUGUUUCAUCACCCGCGGAGGCCUUGAGGCCCUAUGUUGAUCCGGCACCGUCGAACCGGUGGAAAGCCGCGGUUCAGAAAGCCCUGCCACCGGGCUAUCAUCUUGUCGCGGAGACCCAGCUGGUGGGUUUGCUACAGCUAGUAUACGCCGCGCCCUUUCUUGUCGAUCAGGUGUCGUUCGUGAGCUGCACUAGUGUGGGCACUGGUCUGUUGGGGUAUAUGGGCAACAAGGGUGCUGUUGCGACACGAUUGAUGCUUGGUGAAACGACGUGCCUGGUCUUUGUGAACUGUCACUUGGCGGCCGGGUCCGACAAGAACAGUCUCGAACGGCGGAACUGGGACGCUUCGCAAAUUAUCGGAAGGACCAGGUUUGAGCCUAUCGACCCCAAUGUUGCACUUCGAGAAGAGCCCGCCGAGAGCAUAGGAAAGGAGGACUUUGGGUUCUGGUUUGGAGAUCUCAAUUAUCGGUUGGAGGAUAUCCCAGGGGAUGACGUGCGACAAGUCCUGUCCCGGCAUACAGUGAAUGAAUACGACAAUAAACAUCAGACUCAGCGUGAGCUCAAGAACGGUACCGAAUCGCCGCAAAUCACAGCCGAAGGGGACCAGAAGGGAGGCCCAGCAACUCAGGAGGAGGGCACUGACAGCCCCUUCCCGGCCGUCUCAGACGAGGAUGUGGAUCCUCACACAGAUCCAGCGUCUUUACAGACCACCAUCUCGUCACUACUCCCCCAUGACCAGCUUCGGUUGCAGCAAGACAAACAAAAGGCCUUCCACGAGGGAUGGCGAGAGGGCCCGAUCACGUUCCUACCCACAUAUAAAUACGACGUGGGAAGUGUUGCGAGGUUUGAUUCAAGUGAAAAGAAUCGAGGGCCCAGUUGGUGUGACCGUAUUCUAUACCGAUCCCGUCAUGACAAACUGCGAUACGAAAAACUAGCUAAAGAAGCUGCGGAGGCCAGGAAACGCGACGAAGAGAUGAAGGCCAGGGGCUUGGAUAAGGCCGUCGCUGAUGACAGUGUCCUGUUCGACUAUGAUCCGGACGUGGACGGCGCGGACAGUGCAGAAGAAUAUGAUCCGGAUGCGGAUUCAAACGAUGAUGCAUCAUUCGAGUCAGAUGCCGAUGCUGAUAGCCCCCUACAGCUUGAAUCCUACAUAUCGUACCAAGGGAUCAUGUCGUCGGAUCACAAGCCUCUAGCUGCAGCAUUCACGUUGACAUUUGACUCAGUGGAUCCGCAGAUGAAAGCCAAGGUACACCAGGAGGUGGUCCGGGUGCUGGAUAAGGUUGAAAACGAGUCCCGACCUGGACUCACUGUUGUCGUGGACAACCACGGCAGUCAACCAACAAGUGAAGACCCUAAUGCUGUGAACUUUGGUGAUGUGCCUUUUGAUGUGCCUGUUACCAGGUCGCUGACGGUCGCCAACACCAGCGGUGUGCCUGCAACUUUCACACUGGAGAAGCCGGAACAAGAUGCCUCCAAUAGAAUACCCUCCUGGCUGGAUUACCGAGUCGACCAGCCGCAUCAUUCCGACUCAGAAUCCGGGUCAAAGCAGGAGCUUCCAUCGCACGAAUGUACCUUACACCCUGGGGAACUCGCUAACAUCGAGAUUACAGCAUGCGUUCGUGAUAUCGAACUGGCUCGCUUGCUCAAUGACGCGCAAUUAAGCCUUGAAGAAAUCCUCGUCCUUCGAGUUGCCGGCGGCCGAGAUCACUUCAUCUCCGCGUACAGCAAAUGGCUGCCCACCUGCUUUGGCCGCUCCCUGGAGGAACUCACAGUCAUGCCUGAAACAGGUGCUCGCAGCCUAACGCCAGUCAAGGCCUCCAAAGACCAGAAGCAUACCUCGGGUGUGCCUUUAUCUGCUCCUCGGGAGCUGUUUCGCCUGACUGAAGCAAUAUCAGAAACGUCAGAACGUGCCAUUGCCGAAUGGAGCAUGACAAGAAGUGAGGCCGAGGAGGAUACACCGCCAUGGAUGAGAGAGCCCCUUGGGUUCGGAUGGCCCUUCGAGCCUGAGACCUGGACUUUAAGAGAUAAAGACGACCGGUCGCGUUUACUAUCAUGUGCUCGCGAAGCACUCGACACCAACAGUGACUUCAGCUCUGUGUUUGCCCCGGAAAUAACUUCCCUUCAGCGUCUUGAAAUCCUUAGCGAGACGCUUCUGGUGUUUCUCCGGUCCCUGAAAGACGGCAUUGUCACUGCCACUGUCUGGCAGAAUCUUGACCAGCAGAUUCUCUCCCGGGAGAGAACAAAAAGUCCACCUCUAUCCUGGGAAGACUCCCAGGCCUGGGUUCUGGAGAACCUUGCGUUUUCGCCUGCACACAGCGUUUCCUUCACCUUUGUCACUUUCAUGUUGGCCCGCAUCGCCAACGAAGUCGCCCCUACCUCAUCUAUUCCCAACAACCGCGGGCCCCCAACCAUCCUAUCCGCAUCGUCCGGUAACGAACCGAAACCAAGCGUAACCACACAGAACCCGUCCGAAGAUGCACAGCCUGCGCCCUCCGCCUUCAUCGCAAGCAACAGCUUCCGCCGUAAGACACGCACCUUCACAUCCUCCAUCUCCAGCAUAUCAGAACCCCCGCCUAGUCCAAUGGCCAUCCGCCGUCAGGCCGUUGAAACUGCUCUGGCAGCUAUAUUUGCAUCCGUCCUCAUCUCAGCCGAAGUGCCUGUUCCGUCGAAGGACAAAGGCCGGCGCGCUUUGGACGAAAGAAAACGAGGCAUUGUUGAGCCGUUUUUGAAGACAAUCGGGGUCGAUAAUAAGGGGCCUUCGGGAGGUGUUUCUUAGGCAGUCUUGGAUGGAUUAAGAAAGGAAGAGUAUAUUGUGUAGUCUCCGUGUUAUUAUAAUGUAUAGAAUUCCAC